GUAAUAUAUAUUUGAAUAGAAUUUUUUUCUCAAAUAUGAUUAACGAUUUGACGUUUUAAUAUUUUUUUUUUUAUUCAGAUUCUGUAGUUUAAAAGUUUUGCCGGAAAAAAAAAGUAUAGUGCUAUUUAAUUAAAUAAAUGCGUCAAUUAAUAAGUAGCUUGGAGUUGAGUGACCCCGAGCAAAAGUGGUAAAGAAGCACGACAACGGCGGCGACGAGGAGUGGCCAAGAAGAAGAAGAGCAAAUUGGUGCUCCUGGUAGCAGGAACCCAUGAGUAGAAUGGAGGAUUCAAAUCGAGCCGCACGUACGCGCGGUUCUGCAACGACCUCGUCCGAUUGGUCCUCGUCUGAUACCCACUCGGCCUCACGGGGCCCAGGUACCCCCGCCACUGCCACAGCAGCGGGUCCGUCAACUAGAGUGGGGGCACAAGGCCCAGUGCGUCGACAGACGUCUCACGAGGGUCCCAAUUCAUCACAGGCCCCACCCGAAACGACGAGAGAACUCCACUUCAAGAUAAUGCUAUUGGGUGAUAGCGGUGUUGGUAAAACAUGCCUACUAACACAAUUUCGAGAUGGUCGUUUUCUAUCUGGGAAUCACAUUAGUACCGUUGGAAUUGAUUUCAGGAACAAAGUGGUUAACGUGGACGAUACGAGAAUUAAAUUACAGAUAUGGGAUACCGCAGGACAGGAGAGAUUUCGAAGCGUGACCCACGCUUAUUAUCGAGAUGCUCAUGCGUUGCUUUUGCUCUAUGACGUGACGAACAAGACUAGCUUUGAUAACAUCAGGGCCUGGCUCGGCGAGAUCCGGGAGUACGCACAGAAUGACGUAGUUAUAAUGCUUCUCGGUAAUAAGUCAGAUUGCGGUAAUGAACGUGUAAUAAAGGUAGAAGAUGGUAAGCGUUUAGCGGAUGAGUAUCAAGUUCCAUUCAUGGAAACUUCUGCCAAGACUGGCCUCAAUGUCGAGUUAGCCUUUCUUGCAAUUGCUAAACAAUUGAAAGCACAUAAAAGUGGGAAUCCGGAUGAUACUAAAUUCAAUGUACAUGAUUACGUAAGACAGGAAUCACAACAAAAAAGAACUAAUUGCUUCAGUUCAAAUUGCCAGACGACCUGAAUUAUCGUUACUCUAUAUAUACAUAUAUAUAUACAAUUGUAUAACGACUGGUUUUUAUUUGCAAAAUAAUAGUAGCGCUUAUAAACAGCGAACUUUUUUCUUUCAUAUGUCGAAAA
Microplitis demolitor is the source of this 1224-nucleotide messenger RNA. RefSeq names its product ras-related protein Rab-37 (gene Rab26). The record is from RefSeq and is a predicted model, not a curated record. The coding region runs from base 269 to 1108 and encodes 279 amino acids. The transcript is spliced from 7 exons. Gene Ontology annotation, molecular function: GTP binding; GTPase activity. Gene Ontology annotation, cellular component: endosome; Golgi apparatus. Lineage: Eukaryota; Metazoa; Arthropoda; Insecta; Hymenoptera; Braconidae.